AUGGAGGGCCUGAAAUCAACAAUGAAGAACAUGGAGAAGCAAAUAGGGAAAAUCGCCCAAUCCAUGUCCACGAUGGCGAAGGGUGGAUUUCCGAGCAAUACCGAAGUCAAUCCACAAGAAAGUUGUCAAGACAUAACCACCCGAAGUGGUUUGCAAAUGACUGAUCCUCCUUAUCCGACUGACGAGUCACCAAGGCCAGCUGUACAACUGACCCCGGUCGAGCCAAAAAUCACCAUCUCAGGGAGUAGUACAAAAGAGGCUAGUAAGCCCAAUAACAUUUCGUUCCCUGAUAAUCCUCCUCUUAUGAUAACUCCUAUUCCUUUUCCAGAAAGACAGAAGAAGAAGAAGUUCAAGGAUCAAUUGAAGAAGUUCAUUGAAAAGAUCAAACAGAUUCGAAUCAACAUCCCUUUUGCAGAGGCCUUGGAGGUAAUGCCAAACUACACCAAGUUCAUGAAGGAAGUCCUAUCCAAGAAGAUUCGGAUCGAAGAAGACAUACCAGUGACACUCACGGCAACUUGCAGUGCCAUUCUUCAGUCGAAUCUACCACCAAAAAUGAAAGAUCCAGGGAGUUGCACUAUUCCUUGUAUUAUUGGAAAUUCUACUUUCGAUAAAGCUUUAUGUGAUUUAGGGGCAAGUAUUAAUUUGAUGCCUAUGUCUGUGUUUCUAAAACUGGGCUUAGGAAAUUUGAACCGCACUCGCAUGACUUUACAACUAGCUGAUCAUUCAUUGAAAUAUCCCGAUGGGAUUGUAGAAGAUGUGCUAGUUAAAGUAGAUAAAUUCAUUUUGCCUGUUGAUUUUGUGGUACUUGAAAUGCCUGAAGAUGACGAAGCACCAAUCAUUUUAGGUCGUCCAUUCUUAGCCACUGGUAAGGCGAUGAUUGAUAUGGAAUUAGGAUCUUUAAUGCUUAGGGUAAAUGAGGAAGAAGUUGUUUUUAAUUUGACAGAUGCAUUUAAACGCUCUGAGCAUGUUGAGCAUUGCAGUAGAAUAGACGUGAUCGAGGACUGUGUUUCCUCCUUUUUUUGA
This is a messenger RNA of Erythranthe guttata (spotted monkey flower), 1023 nucleotides long. The record is from RefSeq and is a predicted model, not a curated record. Lineage: Eukaryota; Viridiplantae; Streptophyta; Magnoliopsida; Lamiales; Phrymaceae.